GGAGGAGGGUGAGGAGGUGCUGACCUCCUACAGAGCAGCAGCAGACUUUACAGACCAAACUCCAGCAGAAAAUCUGAAGAAAAAACUCUUAUCCUUUGAUUCUGACAUAACAAAGACAGAGAAGAAGAGUAUGUGGGUGCAGGUCCAGGUCUUUCAUCCGGGUCCAGGUCCAGCCUGAGGAGGACGGGCUGUAACUUUACUGCUUCUUCUUCUUUCUCCUGCUGUUUUAACUCAAACCAGAUGGUCUCAGUCUGACUCCACCGCCGGGUCUGUUGUUUUUCACUUUUCUCUCAGACCUCCAAACUUCACCCUCUCUUCCUCUCAAUCUAACCCUGAAGUUGAAGCGUUUCUUUGCUCAGAUUAGACCCGUUUGGAUUUCAUUUCCACGUUAACGGAUCUGUCUCUCGGUCCCGUUAUGUGAGUUUGAGUUUCAUCCGCUGACAGGACGCAGGACUUUCAGCGGAGCGGCUGCGCACUCAGGAUUGGACCAACACACCUUGGGGGAUAAUCUGGAGGACUCAAGAAGAAGUUAUUGUCUUUGAAGUUUCAGAUGUUCAGUGAUUAAACACGCAUGAUUCCACGCAGGAGGACGGAGGAUGCAGUUCGGCUGAUCUGAAGCGAAGUUCGCUUCUUCGCCGCGCGCUGUGCCGCCUCUGCGUCUGUUCGCUGCGCGCAGAGCGCAAGGAUCAGGAUUUAAAGGGCCACCGUAUUGAGGAGAUGAAGAUGAUGAUGAGGAGUAAAGGAGAACCCCUCAGUGAUGUGAAGUGAAGCACCUCCUCCUCCUCCUCAUGCGGUGCCUCCUGUUGUCUCUGCUGAGGGAGGCCGGGAUGCUGCUCCGCCGCCGGUCCCGCUCCGGGCCGCUGCUGCUGCUCGGGGUGGCGGUGUGUCUCUUCUACCAGACCCUGAUGGUGGCCCGGAACCGGCUCAGGUCCGGACCGCAGCCCCCCGCAGCGGAAGUGAGGAGCAGGAGGCCAACAGAGGAGGUGAUGAUGGAGGAGACCCGGAGCUUCAUCUCUGCUCUGGAGACUCUGCAGAGGGAGGCACAGGUCCAGGUCCAGUCUCAGUCUCCUCCCCGCCGCCGUCGGGCUUUGGUUCUGACAGGUCAACAUGCGGUGUCUGACACAGAGGUCCAGCUGUACCAGAGAGUCCUGCAGCAGCUCCACUACCAGGUCCAGAUGUCCCGAUACGCCGAGACUAGCAGUUCGCUCCGCCAGAACCAAGGUGUAGGUGGGUGGAGUCUGUGUCUGUGUCUGAGCAGUGCAGAGAGGAGCUGUAUGAGGAGGAUCUCCUACUCUCACCUGCAGCUUCAUCAAAUGGUGAACCUGCUACCUGAGCUGAUGGAGGCGUUCUCUGACGCAGGGGGAGGGCUGUGUCAGUUCCUCACUCGUUUACACCUCACAGGAUCUAAAUUACCCAUGAUGCCUCACUCCUGUGGAUCGACCAAUCAAAGGCUGCAGGUUCCUCAGGAGGAGGAGGGCUGGGACAGUCGCUCACCUGUUGGAGCUCUGGAUGCCACGGUGAAUGUUUACGUCCUGGUGACGUCAGUGAAUCCACUCAUUUCCUUCCUGCAUGACAUCAUCGUGGUGAGGACCAAUCAGGAGCAGAGGGGACGGACCAUAAAGCUCAGGGACUUCCUGCUGCAGCAGCUGGGAUCAAACAUUUCACAUGACGCUGUAAUGCAGGUGAAGAGGGUGACAGGAGAGGUGCUGCAGGCUGCUGUGUCGACCAAUCAGAAGAAAGAAAAUCACAACAGGUGUGUGCUCUGUUACCAGCUGAUGACCUUCACUCUGCAGUUCAGUGGCUCCAUCACACCUGUUGUUGUUCAGGUGGAUGUUGAUCUGCAGUUUUCGGCUCUGAGUGACGACACAUUUGACGGACAGAUCACCAAAGACCUGAUCCUGGAGGACACACUGCACUUCCUGCUGUCCUCACACACACACCUGUCCUCAGAGACACGGAGACAGUACGGUGGCUGCAGAGGGUCACAUGGCGUCUGUUUGUCAGAGGAGGAGUUUGUUCUUCUUUUCCAGUUUCAGCAGCAGAUGGAAACACCUUCUCCUUUUCAACUGCUGUACCCCAACAUCUCUUCCUCCCCCUCCUCCUCCUCCUCUCCGCUCAGUGUCUCAGAUCUUCUCAUCAGGAUCAGUCGAUUCUACGAGAUUAGAGCUGAUGAGUCAGAGGAACCCACCAAUCAGGAGUCAGAUCUGUCUUCCUCACAGGAUGAAGACCUCUGUGUGGACCCUCAUCUGAGACAGAUUUACACUGACCCACCCCUCACUCUGACUCCGCCCUUCAGCCCCCACGUGAAGGAGUAUCGAGCUGAGGUGACCUUUGACACGGUGACCGUAAGAAUCCGACCUGAGCCCGUUAGCCCAGCGUGUCAGGUCCACCUGGACGAGCACCGAGGACCCAGGAUGGCGAACUAUCCAGUCGGUCUCGGUGACAGCAGAAUCAGCAUCCUGGUUACAGACGACGCAGAGCUGGAGCAUGUCGCGUUGACAAUCUACACCGUGCAUGUGUACAGAGAGAGCCGGCCCAGUCUGCCCAUGUUUGGAGAUCAUGUGAUGUGCAGCUUCCUGCAGGACUGUGGUCUGAUGGUGCAGCCGGGGCACCCUUGUGGUCUGCAGCCUUUCAGCCAAUCUCAGAGUUCUCUUCACACCUGCAGCUCAGGACAUCAACCAGGUCGGUGGGUGGUCCCGUGUCUCAGCUGUUCUGACAACAGGACAUGUGAUUGGAGGGAAGUUGCCUGGCAACCAGACGGCUGUUAUCACCCGUUAGUGGAGCGCCCCCUGCUGCAGGACUGCAUGGCGGGUAGGAAGGUGUUGUUUAUCGGGGACUCGACCAAUCGGGGGAUGAUGUACUUCCUGAUGGAGAGGGUGAACUCGAGUCUGGAGGACUGGGGGAAGGCUCACGACCUGCUGGUCUACAGGGACCUCAACUCAGGGCGGACCCAGGUCAGCUACUCGUAUUAUCCUCAGUUCUGGUUGGAGAAGAAGCUCAGGCCCACCUUCAGACAGGCUCUGCUGCAGCUGAUCCACAGGUCACGACCUCUGGUGAACUCCAACAUGACGGUUCUAGUUGUGGGCGGAGUUCAGUGGCUAAACUCGGAUCACCUGAGGACGGUCAGAGAAGUGCUUGACAGAGAGUCUCUGAGUGAUGUCCUGGUGGUGGUGAAAUCUUUGGGGAUGGGUUUCCAUCUCCCUGUAGACGGGAUCCGCUCUCUCGCUCUGAGAGAGAUCCAGCAGCUCUACAGAGAGAACAGUGAUAUCAUCUCCACAGCAAAGCAUCAUGGGUAUGAGGUGAUCGACACAUUUAGCAUCACGAUGGGUCGGUACAAAGAGUUCCUGCAGGGACGCUGUGCCUGCCACUUUCACGAGGUGGAGAAGAUUGAGUCCUCAAUCCUCUCAGAAAACACAACGUCCUCAACCAACAGAACCAGAUCCACUAAAACGGCUGCUGAACUCAGCAGCCAAUCGGCCAUGCUGGACAUGGAUCAAGAGAUGUGGCCCAAAGCCUUGUCCUAUCAUGUGAGAGGACCAGUGAACCAGGUGUACUCUGAGAUCCUACUUAGUCGCCUGUGUCCUAAAACCGGGAACUGAACACCUGAGCGAGUGAGAGAGAGGUAGAGUGUGUGUGUGUGUAUCUGUGUGUGUGUAUGUGGGGACUCACCUGUCUCAUUCACCUGCAGCAGGACUUGAACCUAGAGGUCAGCAGGUCCCAGAGACGGGGGAUGGAUGGAUCUCUGCUGAAGGAUGAAAACAGAGUGAAAAGAAAAGUCUCUGAUAGUUAUUUUCUUUCUUCAGGAGACCUCUGAGGUGUGACAGGACUUUAAUUUUUGUAAAAUAAUAUUUUUUAUAUUUUACGGUCCAAGCUGAAACAUUCAGUGUCCUCCCUGAUCAAUGCAAAACACUCAGAGAGAGACAUCAGAGUCAUUUAUAAGCUACAGUUUGUUUAUUUCAUGUCCAGUUUGUAGAUUAACACUAACCAAAUAAACACAACACAAAGUUUAUUUUUUUAAUACUCAACAUAAACAUGUCAGUAUUUUUGUUUCUGCAGCAGCAGAUUCGCGCUGUGCGAUAAAAACAUUUUACUUUUUAAUUUCACUGUGUUUCAAACACGAUACUAUUUGUGAUGCUGCAGAUGAAGUUUUUAAGGACAGCUUCAGGGCAGACCAGCUUUGUUUUACAACUCACCAGCUAGUUUAUAAUAUGCAAUUACUAGUUUAUUUAAUGCACUUACAAGUUAUUAACGUACACUCAUUCGUCUAUAACAUGAACUAGUAUUUAAUGUGCACACACUAGUUUAAAGUGUACACUAACUACUAUGUUAUGUGCACUUACUAGUUUUAUAAACGUGCACUUACUAGUUGACAGUGUGACCUUACUAGUUUAUCACAUGUAAGAGCUAGUUAAUAAUGUGUUUAACCCGUUUAUAACACGUUACUAUUAUUGCUACUUUCUGUAGUAAACUAAAAAACAAUCCAAAGUGUGCCCGCUAGUCUUUGAAGUGUACUAGCUAGCUAGUUCAUGAUAGUUCCCCUACUGUGUACUAUCUAGUACAUCAGCUACAUUAAGUAAAAAUGAGUAAUGGGAAUUAUAUUGAGUUCUACAAGUCUCUGAAGUUCACCAUCUGGUUUUGGUACACCUUCUUUAGUCUUAAAGGGACACUAGCUAGUUUAUGUAGGCAUUCGAUUUUACUGUGUUCUAACCAUUCUUAAAAGAACACAAAGACUGUGUUAGUUUAUACCUGCUACUUUUCAAUAAGUUAGUUUGUCUGGAAUAGUAACUAUUUUCACUUUUUUCAACACUGAUGUUUUGUUCCUGCAAUGUGUGAGCACUGAGCAGAUCUCUAUUGUGUUAUAACUGGUUGAUGAUAAAGCACCGCUAGUUAAUAACCAUUUACUAACACGUGAAAUGCACAGACCAGUUCCAGAUGAACACUGGAUAGUGCCUAAUGUUGAGUGUCCAAAGUAUUCUAACUAAUCUCUGUUACAUACCAGGUGUUUCCAAUGUGUCCAAGCUAAUAUAUUUGUGUAUUAGCCUUGCUAUGUUAUAGCUAGGUCUAAUGCUAACAAACAAAGUUUUUAACAUGGCCGAGUUUCUUUCAAGUAGCUGCUGCUUUCUAGUGUUAACUACUAACAAAUGUAGAGUGAAUAUUUAUUACUAGAUGAGCACCUGUUAGCUUGACAUAUAGCCAGUUUAUCCAGCCAGCUACGAGAUUACUGCUAGUUUGAGUUCUUGUUACUAUGGGACGCCGUUUGUAAAGUUGUGCACACCGAAAAUAACAACAACAUUUCUCCACAUU
This is a messenger RNA of Notolabrus celidotus (New Zealand spotty), 5304 nucleotides long. RefSeq names its product cadherin-like and PC-esterase domain containing 1 (gene cped1). The transcript is spliced from 22 exons. Lineage: Eukaryota; Metazoa; Chordata; Actinopteri; Labriformes; Labridae. Bases 789 to 3599 code for a protein of 936 amino acids. The record is from RefSeq and is a predicted model, not a curated record.